AUGCAUCUCAGUCUUGUUCUUCUGUCAGCCCUUGCUGGGCGUGCCACUGCCACCCCUUGCCCACCCUGGAUGGGCCAUGUCGCAUCUUCAUGGGCGGAGGCUGCUUCCAGGCUGUCAUCUGUUGUCGCUGAAAUACCUACUAUGUAUCCCGGAGGGCGAACAGCGCCUCCUAAUCGCGCUCCUGCUGCUACAAGCACUAAGAAAGGAAAAAGGCUUGUUGCAACAUCACCAGCCACUGUUGACGCCGACAAGGUGUCAACGACUGAGGCGGCCUCUUCUUCUACAAGCUCAGUCUCCCCAGCCAGUGUCUCUUCAACCGAAGAUGUGCUGGUGACGCAGAUUACUACAACCAUUACCGUAACUCCCACUGUCGCUGCUUCUACAUCGGCCACUACUUCUACAUUGACUACUUCUUCUUCAUCGGCCACUGCUACAUCUACCGAUGAGACCGCUGACGACGAUUCAAAUCUGGAACGCCGUGACGAAGAUGAUGAGAACUCUGGAAAGCGAGUCGAUGGAGAGGUAGACCUGCAGAGAAGCUCUAAAGAAGCGGCCCUCGAGCUGGAGGAGGCAUACGACCUGCAGCACACAUUCGAAACCGCCGUCCUAAAAUGGGCUGAAGCUCAAAAUGAGCACGAGAGGCAGCGAAAGGUUCUGAAAAAAAUCGAGGCGGAAGUCAAGCGCAGGAUAAACAGUGCCCUUGAUUUGGUGAAAGAGAUUAAGGACAAGCAAGAUUCCACGAUGUCAAAGGAGAAGGAGCAAGCAAAGACAGAGGAGGCGAAACCCAAAAACAUCAUCAAGCGCAACGAGGGAGAUGGUGGCGGAUGUGGAUGCGGACGCAGUACCAAGCGUCAGCAAAGUAGUCGCGGUUCAUGGGAGAAUGGUUAUGGAUGCGGACGCAAGACCAAGCGUGGAGGAGCGCGAGAUGACAUAGAUGGUCACGGAUGUGGACGCAAGACCAAGCGCGGAAUCUGGGAAUAUCCUUUGCGCAACAAGGAUAUCCGAGGCGCCAAGCAUGUGCAGGAGGAGGACGAACUAUACGAGAGCAUUGGAAAGCAGCUGGAGAAAGGCCUUGAAAAGAAAGAGAAGAAAGACAGGCCCAUAUACCUGAUCACUGAAUCGAUGAAAGUCUAUAAGUGCUCCAGACCCAAUGGGUGCGACCUGUACGAUUUCCAAAACUUCGACGUGGAAGCCGACGACAGACAUCAUUUCAAGCAAGUCGGCAAGGAGACCCAAACAGACAAGGAAGAAAGGCUAUCCGAGAAGGGGGCAAAGGAGGAGAAGCAAGACGAACAAAAGUCUGAACCUGACCCUGAAGCUGAAGCUGAUAGCUCCAUGCUUGCUAAUGGAGACGAGAAGCAACAAUACGAGCGCAUCUCAGCACUCUAUAUGCAAUACCGCAGCAUGCUUGUCAAGCCCAUCCAGAAAGAUCUCGAUCCUAUCCUCAAGAACUCCAAGUACAAGGAAGACAAGGUAAUGGCGGCGCAGUACCACAAGGGCAACGAGCGAGAACAGCGUAAGCGACUGACCCGGCUCUACAUGGACUAUCGUUACAUGCUUGUGUCCAAGUGGCAGCAGGCACUUGACCCUAUCCUUCAUGAUGAAUCUUCCGACGAUUAG
Messenger RNA from Fusarium coffeatum, 1620 nucleotides. RefSeq lists its product as uncharacterized. NCBI's taxonomy places the organism in Eukaryota, Fungi, Ascomycota, Sordariomycetes, Hypocreales, Nectriaceae. The coding region runs from base 1 to 1620 and encodes 539 amino acids. The transcript has a single exon. The record is from RefSeq and is a predicted model, not a curated record.